UGCCGGCAGGUGCGCAACGCGACGGCGGUGUUCAUCAUCAACCUGUCGGUGUCGGACCUGUCCUUCUGCUGCUUCAACCUGCCGCUGGCCGCGUCGCUGUUCGCGCAGCGCGCCUGGACCCACGGCGACCUCCUCUGCCGGCUCUUCCCGCUCUUCCGCUACGCCCUCAUGGCCGUCUCGCUCUUCACAGUGCUCGCCAUCACCAUCAACCGAUACGUCAUGAUCGGACACCCCAGGCUCUACCCGAGGCUGUACCGGCGGCGGUGGCUGGCGCUGAUGGUGGCCUCCACGUGGCUGCUGGGCUUCGGCGCGCUGGUGCCCACGUGGCUCGGCGUCUGGGGCCGCUUCGGGCUCGACGACAAGGUGGGGUCGUGCACCAUCCUGCACGACCACAACGAGCGCACGCCCAAGGAGUUCCUCUUCAUCGUCGCCUUCGUCAUACCCUGCAUCGUCAUCGUGGUGUGUUACGCGCGCAUCUUCUACAUCGUGCGCAAGACGGCGCUCAAGUCGCGCGGCCCCCGCGGGGGAGGUUCCAGCGUGGCAACCGCCUCCGCCAACAGCGGGGGCGGCACCGCCGCCUCCAGGAAGGCCGACGCCGCCCUCUCCUCCUCCGCAGCCAGGGCGCACGCCGUGCUGGAGAACGGCGCUGGAGCGGCGACGCGCUUGGAGGCUGGCUCCAGGCCACUGCUGCUGGACGUGCCGAGGACAGCCCACGAGCCCUCCUCCUCCUCUGGCAUCGAUGUCAGCAAUGCGGGGAGCCUGUGCGACGAGGACGACACCGCAUCUGGGGGCGGGGCCGGGGGCGGCAGCCGCAGCGGGACGCCCACCUCCCUGAGCAGCCGAGGGGGCGGCAGGAGCUGCGGGGGCCGGCGGAGGCGGCGCUCCGGCAGGUCGCCGUCCGCCGUCGCGCUCAGCUCCGCACUCUGCCAGGUGGCAGCAGUGUUUGGCAGAGGGCGCGCACCCAGCGGCAGCCCCUGCUCCGUCCGCAGAUACAGCAACAACAACCUGGCCGCUGCACUGCCCACCAGCCCACCCGUCCCAGGGAAGAUGACGACAAAGGACAAGAAGCUGCUGAAAAUGAUCCUGGUGAUCUUUGCAUCAUUUGUGGUGUGCUACCUGCCCAUCACGGUCAGCAAGACAUUCCACUCGGUCACCAACCUGCACGGGCUCAACAUUGCUGGCUACAUCCUCAUCUACCUGUCCACAUGCAUAAACCCUAUCAUCUAUGUCGUCAUGAGCUCAGAGUACCGCCAGGCCUACAAAAACCUGCUCAUGUGCCGUGCCUCGUCUGGAGGUGGAGCGACACCCGGCGGAGGCGGUUCUGGGGCGGGGGCGGGACAGCAGCCGCAGCGGCAGGACAACAACCUGAUGGAGCUGGCGGCGGCAGGGACAGCCGGCCGCUGCGGGUCACAGCGAGCAUGACGGUGACGCCGGAGGCCGUGGUGGCGACGGGGGCGCCACCCCCAUCCCCACAGGGAGCUCGCGUCGGCUGCGGGCAGCGGCAGUGUGCACAAGACUUAGUCGGCGUGGCCUCCCUGCAGUGGGUGAGGGACGG
Schistocerca serialis cubense is the source of this 1555-nucleotide messenger RNA. RefSeq names its product G-protein coupled receptor moody-like. Gene Ontology annotation, biological process: G protein-coupled receptor signaling pathway. The transcript has 8 exons. NCBI's taxonomy places the organism in Eukaryota, Metazoa, Arthropoda, Insecta, Orthoptera, Acrididae. The record is from RefSeq and is a predicted model, not a curated record. Gene Ontology annotation, molecular function: G protein-coupled receptor activity. Bases 169 to 1422 code for a protein of 417 amino acids. Gene Ontology annotation, cellular component: membrane.